GGCGGAUAGCUGUGAUUGUGCUGUAUUGUAGUGUAGUGAGAUGUUGUUGUAGUUGUUGUGCAUUUAAACAGCAGCACACAUCUGUGGUGUUCAGGACUCGUGUAUGAGAGUUUAUGGACAGAUAACUGAUCUCAGGACUGACAUCUACACACUUCAGUGAUGAUGACCGCAUCUCUCCGCAUCUGCGCGCUCCUUCUCAUUUGCGUGCUCGUAUCGAAUCUCGCCGAAUCCAAACGGAACCGCGGCGCGAUUCCUCAUCCCGACAAGAACAAUCCCAACGAGUCGGACCAGCAGUCUCGGUCUCAGCCCGGGUCGGGCUCGAGAGGCAGAAGUCGAGGUUCGUCCGUGUCCGCCGAAGAGGUUCUGGAGUCCAGUCAGGAGGCUUUACACGUCACCGAGCGCCGGUACCUGAAGCGGGACUGGUGUAAGACACAGCCGCUCAAACAGACGAUCCACGAGGAGGGUUGCACGAGCCGAACCAUCAUAAACCGGUUCUGUUACGGACAGUGUAACUCGUUUUACAUCCCGCGGCACGUGCGGCGCGAGGAGGGCGCAUUUCAGUCCUGCUCGUUCUGUAAACCCAAAAGAUUCAGCACCAUGACCUUUACCCUUAACUGUCCCGACCAACAACCACCGACCCGCAAGAAACGAGUCCAACGGGUCAAACAGUGCCGCUGUGUUUCCAUCGAGCUGGACUGACAGAGACUGAGAGAGAUCCGAUCUGGACUGAUCCGUGUCAGUAAGAGCACGCACGCGCAGUACAGUACUUAAAGUCUAUACUCAUCUUUUGUUUGAAACAGAAUAAAAUACAUCAAAACAACGAACAAACAAAUCAUUCGUUCACCCAAAAAAAUGAAAA
Messenger RNA from Misgurnus anguillicaudatus (oriental weatherfish), 859 nucleotides. RefSeq names its product gremlin 1b (gene grem1b). Gene Ontology annotation, biological process: animal organ morphogenesis. Lineage: Eukaryota; Metazoa; Chordata; Actinopteri; Cypriniformes; Cobitidae. The record is from RefSeq and is a predicted model, not a curated record. Gene Ontology annotation, molecular function: receptor ligand activity; BMP binding.